GCCUGAACGGGGCUUGCAGUCCUUCCGCUGAUGUCGUUCACGCCAUCGCGCGACGCUAUUCGCCGCGACAGGCGCCCCAUUCACCUUGUUUUAGUGGGCGAAGACGGUUAAAAUGACUAUAGGCAUGCGUGCCGCCAACGGUCGAGGUCCUCAUAGGCCGGAGAUUGAAUAGGGGAGCCACCUCGGCAGCGAUCAUGGUGCGAAGGCACUCAGAGUAGCGUCAAAGGCUUACUCUGAGUUCAAAGGCGUUGAGCGAGUGGCCACCUCCACAGCGCCUCUUUAAUUCUCCUUCUGUCCCGUCCCUCACAACCAUUCCGCCUUGCUCACCUCUUCCGGAAACACAGCUCGUCAGCCGCAUUCGCGAACUCUUUGUGCCAGUUUCUCAGUCGUUACAGCACCACCACUGGAACCAACACCGUCUUACCUCUACCCAACGCGUUCAAAAUGUGGUCACUACUCCUUCUCGCCAUCGCAACGGUGGCUAGUGUCGCCCUCGCACAGAACUCUAGCACGCCAACCGUAACCAUGUUCCUGCCAAUGGCACACGGCUCGAACGUCGCAGCUUCAAUUCUCACAAGCGCCGCCUCCUCCACAGUAUACGCCAUAGGUUGUUUACAAUCAAACAAUGCCUGCGCCGCAGGCUGCACAUUCAGCGAGUCCGUGACAGUGACCGGAGGCCCAAGCAUGCUACGAUAUGUAUGGACCGAUGGCGACAGGGCAGUCACCUCUGGCACGAACGGCUCCCUCAUACACCCGGUGACGACGGUCAGCUGUAAUCUCAUUGGCGGCACGAGAGCAACACAGGCCGUCUGCACCGGCUAUACCAUGCCUAACGGUGCACGCAACGCCUCGCAAGUCACCACUUUGUCGAGCAGUCAGCUCAACUACGUUCCGGUCAUGGUCACAGGACAACAAGCCGCGAUCGUUGCGUCAGGGUCAGCCUCAAGCUCAGGCUCUCGCACCGCCUCCGGCUCUGGCUCUUCAGCGUCAGCGUCAGCAUCUCGUAGCGGUGCCGCUGCAUCUGCAAGCGCCUCUGGCGGUGCCGGUGCCAUCGCUGCACCACUUGCUGGCGCCGCCGCCGUGGCUGCUGGCUUAGGAGCAAUUGCAUUCUUAUGAUGAGCCAUGGGCUUGGCGUUUGGGUCACGGCACGGCUGGUCAGCAUUGUACACACAUGUCACGCAUGUGGUGGCGUUUUCUCCUGCAUCAUUUGCGCGGAUACCCACCAUCCACCUGUCCUGCGUUUCGAGCGCUGGAUUGUUAGGCCCUUGUAUACACGGGCUUGAGGCGCCGCCUCGUCCAGCACGACCAGCACGGCCAGCAUCUUCCCGGCGGCGACACGCUUUUGACAUGCUCUUUCAAUUACUGUAACGCGUCCUUUUCAAUCUCCUUCGAGGUGAGACGUCGCAUCGUAGGCGACUAUCUUGGUGGGCAUUCUUGCAACCCUGGGACAUCUAGGUGCC
Molecule: messenger RNA, 1460 nt
Organism: Baudoinia panamericana UAMH 10762
Lineage: Eukaryota; Fungi; Ascomycota; Dothideomycetes; Mycosphaerellales; Teratosphaeriaceae
Exons: 4
Coding region: 445-1116 (223 amino acids)
Source: RefSeq, a predicted model, not a curated record